AUGAGCUCGCCAGCGAAGGACAUCACGCAAGACAGCAUAGUCGAGCAUCGUGAUGGUAAGGAGCGCGGAAGCCGGAGGAAUCCUUGGGCAUGCUCUCAAUAUACAAUCGCUGUUACUCUGCUGGGCUUGGGGGCGUUGGUCCUUAUGGCGCAAUCCUUUCUGACUAGGCAAAUGGACAGCAAGGGGUGUGUCAUGUCAUACAUGCGGCCGGCCUACCUCAGAAUGGACGACUUCGACACGGAGCACACUAGGUUCGCAAAUAAAUACGCGUUGUAUCUGUAUCGGGAAGGCGGCAUAGAUGAGGACUCCAGAGUCAAGGGUGUGCCUGUUCUCUUCAUCCCGGGAAAUGCUGGAAGCCACAAACAGGUUCGAUCUUACGCCUCCGAAGCAGCAUACCACUACCACAAUUCUAUUCGCCAUAACACCGCGAGCAGUGUGGGCAAAGGGCCUUUGGACUUCUUUGCUGUGGACUUCAAUGAAGACUUCACGGCGUUUCAUGGACAGACAUUGCUGGACCAAGCGGAAUACCUCAACGAUGCCAUCUCGUUCGUUUUAUCUCUGUAUCAUACACCAUCACGGUUUUUACGAGACUCGGAUCUACCAGACCCAACAUCGGUCCUCAUAGUCGGCCACUCCAUGGGUGGCGUGGUCGCACGCACGAUGCUUACUAUGCCGAACUAUCAAUCCAAAUCUAUCAAUACCAUCAUAACGCUUGCCGCACCUCAUGCCAGACCUCCAAUUUCAUUCGACGGAGAUAUCGUGCGCACGUAUGACGGAAUCAACAAUUUCUGGCAACGCGCUUAUUCGCAAAAGAGAGCGUCCGACAACCCUCUACAGCACGUUACUUUGAUAUCCAUCGCUGGAGGAGGCCUAGACACGAUCGUGUCGUCAGAAUACGCGAGCCUCGCUUCACUGGUGCCUGAAUCACAUGGCUUCACUGUUUUCACAUCCUCCAUCCCGAGCGCCUGGACCGGAGCGGACCAUUUGGCCAUCACGUGGUGCGACCAGGUGAGGAAAAGCGUGGUACGCGCGCUUUACGAUGUCGUUGAUGUCGCGGAACCCGCACAGACGAUCCCACACGUGGACCGCAUGCGUGCGUUCAAGAAGUGGUUCUUGACGGGACUCGAAGAUAAUGCCGAGAAGUCCUUACCGCGUGAAGAUCCAACAACGCUACUGACUGUCGAAACAGAGAGUGCCGUUGUUCCUGAAGGCCAAAGAUUCGUACUGCGGACGCUGGGACGGCUUGCGCCAGGACCUAAGGCGUAUCUCCUUCCCAUCUCGGAAGGCCAACCCGAUGGUAGCAGAUUUAACCUUCUCACUAGCGAACAGUUGGAUUUUGCUGGGCAAGAUGGCAGACUUGAAGUACUGUUUUGUAGCGUCUUGCCGGCUCAACAUGGCCACUCCACAAAUCUUUUCCAAGUCAGUUUGGAUCUGUCGGGUCAUAGCUCCGUCCCCACAAGGCUGGCCUGCAAGAAUGUCGCGUCCGAUGCUGUCAUUCUUCCUGCGUCCACGAUACACUCCACGCAUCCCUCCAAGAACGAUCAAAAACCCUUUUCGUAUCUGCAGUACAAGGUGGAAGAUUUUCGGGGGCAUCAAUUCAUUGCCAUCCUUGACAAGGCCAAGCAGCACAGCUAUGGUUGGGUCGUUGCCGAGUUUAGCAACGAAGCCGAAUCGAUACAUCAGAUCGAUGUCAGCCUGCCUCGCCUUCUAGCUACAAGCUUGAGCCUUCGUCUUCCUGCUCAACGACCAUUAAUCGCAGAGUUCAAUGUUCCCGCGUUGCAUUCGAGCCUCUUGGCGUACAAACUCAACGUUCGACAACUGGGAUGUUCCACAGGCGAGCUUUUCAUGCCACUUGUCCGUCAGUACAUUACCGAAGUCUACGAGAGCAAAUAUUUUGUGAACGUCAAGGAUGCGGAUAUCAAUCUUCACGGAGUCGCGCCAUACAUGCCGCCUCCACUGUUCGCCAAGCAGACUGGUGGCGGCCUUUCUUUCCAGAUCUGGACUGAUCCUAACUGCGAUAGCGGCGUCGAAAUCGCGUUGAAAGUCGAUGCCUUGGGAAGCUUGGGAAAGCUUUGGAUGCGCUACCGCAUCGUUUUCGCCGCUUUCCCGUUGCUUGUCGUCGCACUGGUGCUUCGGCAUCAGUUCAUGGUCUACGACGAGAGUGGUGCAUUCAUCAGCUUUGCCGAAGGCUUGAACGAAUGCAUGCGAGGCUCGCUGCCCUUCACGUUGGUCGCUCUAACCCUUUUGUCCGUCUCACUGGCAGGCAUUCAUGGGCAAUUCUCCGCCUCCGCCCCUGACUCUACCUAUACAGAUGCUAGCCGCUUCAGUGACACCAAUCACGAGCUGUUAUUGGGCUUGGAGGACCCCUUUUUCUGGUUCCUGGUACCGUUGUUCGGCAUGAUGUGCAUCGCUAUCUGCGUGGUCAUCAACUAUGUCGCACUUGCUCUUGUUUCCUUGCUUGCACUGUUAUACUCGCUGUUCACCUCCGCAUCGCGGCCUGACGAUCAUCAAAGGACACCUACUACGUUCGCCGUGUCUUCGACGAGGCAGCGUGUUGGUACAACCCUUAUCCUAUUAUCGCUGGUGUCGACAGUAAUUCCUUACCACUUCGCGUACGUGGUUUUAUGCCUUGUGCAGCUGGCGACAUGUGUACGCAGUCUAAGGCUGGCAAGAGACACGGUUAGUCACCACUUUGUCCAAUUUGCCUGCUCGAUUGCUGACUCGCCCCAGCGACUGGACAUCAACUACAGCUUCUCCAACUACACACACUCCAUUUUGAACCUCAUGCUCUGGAUAUUGCCAAUCAACCUACCAGUGCUCGUAGUCUGGAUCCGCAACCUUACCGUCCACUGGCUUACGCCGUUCUCAUCACACCACAACAUCCUCUCCAUCAUGCCGUUCAUCCUCCUCGUCGAGACGCUGAGCACAGGUCGCAUGAUCCCCCGCGUCCGAUCCCGUCUCUCGCUGCUGACAAACGCUAUACUAUGCUCCAUUGGUGCAUAUGCGGCGGUUUAUGGCGUCACGUACGCCUAUGUUCUGCAUCACCUGGCGAAUAUCUUUUGCGCGUGGCUUGUGGCGAUUCACUUUGAUACCUCUUCACUCUCGGCUGAGCGCAUUGGAAGAAUUCUGGAUACCAUGGAUCCUGACAGCGAUACGAAAAAGCGACCUUGA
Didymosphaeria variabile is the source of this 3171-nucleotide messenger RNA. It is a transcript of the gene BST1, whose product is annotated as GPI inositol deacylase. NCBI's taxonomy places the organism in Eukaryota, Fungi, Ascomycota, Dothideomycetes, Pleosporales, Didymosphaeriaceae. The coding region runs from base 1 to 3171 and encodes 1056 amino acids. Gene Ontology annotation, molecular function: phosphatidylinositol deacylase activity. Gene Ontology annotation, cellular component: endoplasmic reticulum. Gene Ontology annotation, biological process: GPI anchor metabolic process; endoplasmic reticulum to Golgi vesicle-mediated transport. The record is from RefSeq and is a predicted model, not a curated record. The transcript has 2 exons.